This is a messenger RNA of Darwinula stevensoni, 4974 nucleotides long. Lineage: Eukaryota; Metazoa; Arthropoda; Ostracoda; Podocopida; Darwinulidae. The record is from the annotation of a GenBank genome assembly.
AUGAGACGUCCUGCCGACCCUUCAUUCAUGAACCGUAGUUACUACACCUCCAGCCCUUCGGGCUAUUCCUUUCAUGCACAGUUCACUCUAAGCCCUCGACACAACUACCAGUAUGAAUCUCCCGCAUCCUUCGGAGCCCAAUAUCCCUACAGUAGAAGCGUUGGAUACAGUAGUCUCAGGAGUGGUCAUCACACAAGCAGUGCCCUGCCCUCUGCCGUGCCUGGUGGGAACGUGUCUUUCACUAGCCAGACCCCCAGUGGUGUGUGCAUGGAAUAUUCCUUUCAACCUCGGUAUUCAUCUUCACCCGGUACUUCUCAAUGGUCUACUUCUACUGGAUAUUCAUCAUUUUCUCGGAAUCCAACGCGCUUCACUCCCACGACCUCCCGAAAGUCUUGGUUCACCAGAAGUUCCCCUUCACCAACCUAUUAUGGCUAUUAUGCAGGAGGCAGCAUUGGUAGCACCGCUACCAGAGAUACCGCUACCAGAGAUUACUCCAUGGAAAGAAGACUUAGGGAGGCUUCAGAAAAUGUUGGAAGUGGAAAUAUACCUGCAACUUCAAGGUUCUCCAGUCCACGCUUUUCACCAAGUUCAGCAUUGCGUGAUACAAGAGUAUCAGAAGACGUUGACAGCGUUCCUGCUUCUGUGUCCUCCCAACCAUUUCGCACAGGAUUGCAUGAUCCUCCUGAGAGAAGACAAAGAAGAAGAGAAACUGAUGAGAAAUGGUUGGAGCCUAGUGAUGUUGUUAGGUCUUCUUGGGAUACCAGGAAAUCCCAUUCUAUUUCACAUUCAGAGCCAAUUGAAUCUCCUGAUACAGCCACUCGCCCAGUUUGGGGAUUCCAUAGAGACAUAUUACCUUAUGGAAGGAAGUGUAGAAGCUCAUGCACAAUCACCCUGGAACCACAAGCUGAAGAGGCAGUUACCAAUGCACCUUUGGCACCUCAGGUUUCAAAUCCAUCUAAAUUGGACAGUGGUGCCUCUUCAUUGCAUCUCCAACCAGCAUCCCCUGCUCCCUGCUCUCCUCCUCUACCUCCUCAGAUGGGGACUAUUCUGUGCUCUAAUUGCCAGAAGCCAUUGGAUAUGAUACAUCCAACCCCUCAUGCAUUGCAGUUACAGUCAUCACAGCAGCAGCAACUGUUGCAAAGGUUGCAUGAGCACUCCAAUGAGGAGACCUUGAUGGGAAACGAUACAUGUGAUGAUUGUGUAUCUGUGAUCUCACAUUCCUCUAAGAAGUCAUAUACGUCUCACACACGGUCCAGAUCGAAAUCCUCAGGUACCAAGAAGCAUCAAAAGCAGUCCACAUUCCAUAGAAGUUCUGGCAAAUCUCAUCAAGCAUCCAGUUAUGGGAAGAAGGCUCACAAGACAGAUCCUGAUCUAUCUGUGUCUUCUCCCAUUGUGAUAGAAGCUAAACCCAGGAAGAGACAAGAAUCCCCCUCUACCAUCUCCUCCCAUGCUGUCCACAUACCCAUUCGAGUUGAUAUUCCUUCUUCUCUUCGAAAGAGAAGGUCGGGCAAGCAUUCAAGCUCAGGUCACUCAACACCACAUACCAUCCACAUUGAUGUUUACUGCACUGAUUCAGAAGACAGUGGUUCUCAAACCUCAACUUCAGAACCCAAGGAUGAUAGUGCUCAGAUAGAUGAUAGUGAAUCUGAGAAUACCUCAGUUGCCACACUCUAUGAGACAGAAGAAUGCAAAGUACGUCACAUUCGGAAGAAGAACAGACUACCUCACUUCAUGAAACAUGCCAGUGUCAAAGUAGAAAUACCAAGUGCAUGCAGAGGGACUUCUAAAAGUGGAACAACACCUGCUCAGCCCAAAUCAGGAUCCUCAUUACCCUCUUCAUCUCAUGGAUUUUCAGAAACAGACAUUGGUAAUUACAUGUCCAGUGAUCCUCCUUCAGGUGUUGAGUCAGACAUAUCUCCAUCUGUCAGCCCUGCUGCAAGUUCGGAGUCUAGCACGACAUGGAAAGAUGUAUCAGAUGGGGAAGCUCCUGUUGAUUUUAAUGUUGCUUUUCAAAAACUUUACAAUGAGAAUAUCCUGCAGUUGGAAACUGCUAUUCCCAACCCAUAUCAAGAUGUUUUCAGUGAUUCUCCUGGAAGCAAAACUUCAUCUUCAACAAGUACUAUGAAAACUAUAAGGACAUUAGGCACAUCCUUUCAUGAUGUUCCAAGUCCAAGCUCUCCUGUGCCCUCCUCCACAUUCAAAGGUGCUUCAGCAAGGCAAGGCCUCUCCAGACAUCAGUCCAUGCAUAAUCCUUUGCUUUCUUAUUUGGAUUCAAGAGUAGCUACACUUAGAUCUGAUCGAACUGCCAGACAUUCCUUUCCUGGCCAUCAUAGCUUACAGCGACAUGAUUCCAUCCAUGGCCAUGGCAUUGAAAAAGGUUCUGGACAGUUCAACUCAGGGCAUGCAAACAUAGGUGCUGGAGCACUUUCUGACAUACCCUCUGCAGUUGAAGAACAAUGUAGAGAUGAUAUGCUCUUUAAAAAGUACUUAGCUGACAAAAAGCAACGCAUGUUGAGGACUGCUGAACGGUAUGACCAGCUUACAGAGCGCCUGAACAGAAGCUUUGAAGAGUCUGUUAUUGAAUCUUCCCAGAAACUUGCUGUGAGGCAGUUCCUUAGUGAUACAUUGCCAUCAUCAGCCCAGAGAAAGGAAGUUCAAGCAAGUGAUGGCACACAAUCAUUUCCAAGAAUCCAUAUGCAAUCUGUUCUUCCAAGCAGACCACAAUGCACUGUCUCUUCCUCUUUGUCAUCAGGGACAUUGCAAGUAUCCUCUCCUCCUGUCUCUUUCUCAUCAGGGUCAUUGCAAGUAUCCUCUCCUCCAACACAGGUUCGCCUUUUGGCAAAUGUAGUUUCAAAUGAUUUUGGAUCUGUGGCCAGCAGUGCAAUUGAUGCUUCAUCUUCUAGCAUCACAAAGGAGGAUGAUUCAGGAUCAGUUAAAGUUUCUAGAAUCAGUGAAAUUUCCAAGAAAGUAGCAGUUCCUAUGAGAAUGAGUGGGGAAAAGGACUUGAGUUCAAAACCAGCUAAGGUUCUUUGCUCCAAAAUCAAAAGCAUUCAGUCCAGAUUUGAAACAUCCACUGGAGAUGAACCAUUGAAGAAAGUGGAGAAACACCUAAUGAAAUAUAGAGAGAUGCUGAAACCUAUUCCAAGGAGAGAACCAGAGCUGAGUAAGGCCAUGCCUCACACUAAGAUAUUGGAUGUUCAGGAGCGACUGAAAAAGAAGGCAUCAACAGGUAAUCCAGAAACCAAUACAAGAACCAAUGGAGGGAGCUUGAAGAAAAAGAAAAAACCAGUUAAGAAAAAUGGGAAUGAAGAUUCUCAGUUGCAGAAGAGAACAAUACCAAAAUAUACUGGCAGUCAUAGCACAGGGAAACUGAAUAUCCCCACUGAACCUGAAGAACAACAGUUAGAGAAAGCUGAGUCUGAGUCCAAGCUGCCAUUCAUUGAAAGACCAGGAGAUUGGAGUGAUAGGUUGAUCAAGGCAGAACGAUUUGGCCCAGUGGUUGAGUUCGUGAAGAAACCUGGGCAUCAUAUUGGACCAUCAAAAAACCCAAACUGUUCAUGUGAAUAUUGUGCUCGUUAUAUGCACGCUUUGACGUGUGGAUCACGGUCAUCUCAUAUCCUCAAGAUGCAAUUGGUAGCAGAGCCAGGCACCAAUGAAUCUGGGUUGGGAUUAAGUGCUGUGAAGAGGGCUGUAUGUGCUCUUGAGCAGAUGUCCCAGCUCCAGAAGGAUGAAAGUUCCCGUUCUGAUGACCCACCUUCUGAGAAGCGAGACAGCUCUCCUAAAUCUGCUCCAAAAUACCAUUCUGAUGUUGUAGUAUUUCACUGGGCCCAGACCCGGCUCCUUGAAUCAAGCAAGAAGCUGGACCUCAUUAGACAUUCUCUGGAGAUGCAGAGGAAAGAGUUGCCCCAGGACUCUCCAAAAGCAGAGGAGAUCCAGAAUGAGCUACACAAUGUCCUAUCUCCUGCCUCACCUGGCUCCUAUAGUCCUUCUCCCACUGCAUUUGAGAACUUCAGGAGGCAAGGAGCAGCCAAUAAUCAAUCUGUGGGCAAGCGGACACAUUCUCUCAACAUAGGGAAGACUGCUGCUGUUACUGGGAAGCUUGAAGUCAGACUCAUGGGGUGUCAAGACCUUCUGGAGGAAGUCCCUGGACGCUCCAGGAAAGAUUCAUUACAUAGCCCAACAGAUAUCAAAGCAGUCCUGAAAGUUCGAUCCUCAAAAUCAUAUAGUGUCAAGGAUGAAACAAGCAAUGAAAUAAUGGCAGUGCUCAAGCUGGACAACCAAACUGUAGCCCAAACCAAUUGGAAGCCCUGUUCUCAGCAGGCCUGGGAUCAGAGGUUUAGCAUAGAUUUGGAUAAAAGCCGAGAGCUAGAGAUCGACAUAUACUGGCGUGAUUGGAGGUCUUUGUGUGCUGUCAAGUUCCUACGCCUAGAAGAAUUCAUUGAUGAUGUUCGCCAUGGCAUGGCACUGCAACUUGAGCCUCAGGGACUACUCUUUGCUGAGAUUAAGUUUUUGAACCCAAUGAUCAGCCGAAAGCCGAAGUUGCAACGACAGAGGAAGAUUUUCAAGCAGAAGGGGAAGCACUUCCUCAGACCAGGCCAGAUGAACAUCAAUGUAGCCACUUGGGGGAGGCUGAUCAAACGCAACAUUGAAACCACCUCAGCAAGUCCAGCAAGGCCAAGCAGUCGACCGAUUGAAGUGGGUGGGGUACCCUCGCCAGGAGGUGCACUAACUAUGAUUGAGAGCCCCAUUUCAGAGAGUCGUCCACUUGCAGUGUCACCUCCCACCUCAUUGCCUCUUGGGCCUCCCCCUCCUCCACUUCAUUCACUUCCUCAUCCACCUCCCCACCAGAAGAGGCCUGCUCCAUCUCCACCAAGGGAUUCCUCCAGUGAUGCUCUCCGAAUCAAGAAAAGAUCUGAGAUUGGAGAUCCGGACAAGUUUGGGGACAUCUACCGUCAAUAUUAUGCACCUGACUGA